Toxorhynchites rutilus septentrionalis is the source of this 1492-nucleotide messenger RNA. RefSeq names its product RNA-binding protein 34-like. Gene Ontology annotation, molecular function: mRNA binding. The coding region runs from base 158 to 1477 and encodes 439 amino acids. Gene Ontology annotation, cellular component: cytosol. NCBI's taxonomy places the organism in Eukaryota, Metazoa, Arthropoda, Insecta, Diptera, Culicidae. The record is from RefSeq and is a predicted model, not a curated record. The transcript is spliced from 3 exons.
UCAAAUUUGCUUAAAAGCGGUGUUGCUUGCACCCUCAGGUUUGCACGUGUUUUUGUUUCCACUCGCCCAGAAAAGAUUUAGCGUAUCACCGGUUUUUGGUUUUCAUAUAUUUUUAUUGCCUUUAUAACGCGUAAAAUAUUAGGGGUCUUCCUUAAUCAUGGGGAAGAAAGAUAAAAAAUUGAACAAAGUGAGUCCGCAAAAUAACGGCGUCGGUGUAGUGAAAAGUUUCAAAAGGAGCAAAAUCAAUGUGCCGGAGGAGUCAAUGAAGCUAAGGGAAGUUGUGCAAAAUUUUCCGAACAUUGUCAAACAGGCAAAAAAAGACAAGGCGAAAGAUGUGUUUCCGGAAGAAAACAAUGUCGAAGGGCAGAUACCUGAAAUCGUUGAGGGAGUCAGCGCUAAAAAAAAUAAAGGUUCGAAGAAAAAGAGAAAGCAAGCAGUCGACAUUUCUCCGGAACUAAUCGAACAGCCUAAAAUUGAUAAGAAACAAAAGAAAGCAAAAGGCGCCUCUACAAAGGGCCACGAAAAGCCCAAAGUUAUUGAAGCAGACAUUGGGAUUGAUACAUCUGAAAGUGAAGAUGAACAAGAAUCAAUUGAUGAUGCAACAGGAAAUGCUUCCUCAAAGUCGAUUUUAAGUCAACCUGAACUUGACCUAGAAGAUGGCUCUCCCACGAACAGUAAAGACGAAAAGGAUGCCGAAGUGAAACCGAAAAAGCGCUUUCCAGGUCCAGAGCACUCCAUUUUUAUUGGAAAUCUUCCAACUACAGUGAAAAAGUCAACAAUGAAAACAUUGUUCAAACAAUUCGGCACAAUACUAACCAUUCGUUUCCGUUCCAACGAUGGCGUUACAUUGUUCAAAAAAAAGGAUAAGAAAGAAUCGAAGGCACUAAAUUGUUAUGUACGUUUCGAGACCAGAGAAGAAGCAGAAGCUGCAUGCUGUAUGAACGGUGAAUUGGUAGAAGACAAUCGUAUCAGAGUAUCAUUGCACUCGCAAAAACAAGUUGGACAUAUCACGUCCACGGUAUUUGUGGGUAACAUCCAUAGAAAGACAACCGAUAAUGAAUUAUACGAUUUCUUCAGUCGAGUUGGUGAUAUCGAAUACGUGCGUCAAAUCGCUGACAGAUGUAUAGGAUAUGUCUGUUUCAAAAAGGGUGUUUCGAUCGCGAAAGCACUGAAAAUGAAUCAACAAUUGCUUAAUGGGCGUCCAUUGCGCAUUAUGAAGGUCGAUCCUAGUCUACAAUCCAAACGACGUAAUAAGAAAGGGAAUCUUGUCAGCAAACAAAAAGUAUUGACCAGUACAACUAAAAAUCCUCCGAAAGCAAACACUGAUAACAAGAGGAAGAUUUUGCAACAAGAAUUCCAUGGAACGGUGGCGAAAAACAAAAACAGGAAAAACACCCAAAAGAAAAAAUCGAGCUUCGAGAAGAAGAAAAAGAUACUCGCAAAAAAGCUCAUAGGAGCGGUGAGAAGCAAUGAAUAAAAGUUUAUAUCAAGA